Effrenium voratum is the source of this 528-nucleotide messenger RNA. Lineage: Eukaryota; Dinophyceae; Suessiales; Symbiodiniaceae. The record is from the annotation of a GenBank genome assembly.
AUGACGGCGUCCGGAGAAGUUGCGUUUGCAACGAGCGCUUUGCCAGAAGCGGGCCCUGAGCCAGUUGUCGCCGAGCACGUGGGCCCCAGCCUCAGGGACCCCGUUCUCCUGUUCGACUUGCCGUGGCUGCAAUGUAUUUUGGACGGACGCAAGACUCUGGAGCUCCGGGGUUUCAGGGUAAAGAACGGCCCCAGCGGGCGCGUUUGGCUUGGGGUGGAGGAUCGCAUCCACGCGGCAGCGCGUGUUGAAGCGGCGGGGCCUUUGACGCUGGAAGAGUAUCUCCGGCAAGCGCCCCAGCACUUGCAUCCGAGCAAAACCCUACCUUUCAAAACCACGUGGGGCCUGAUGCUGACCAACGUGCAGAAGCUCAGCGAGCCCCUGUGGUUCCACCGGCCUCCGUCUAGUGCGCGGCAGUUUUCUUACCGACCGCCGCCCGAAGACGGGAACUGCUCAAGCAAAAAGAAGCGACGUGUGCUGCCCCUGGAAGCCGAGCACUUUGCGCCAGCUAUUGAAGAACCUGCCGAGUAG